AUGACUCUUGUAAACGUAGACAUAUAUCAUCAGCCGGCGGGAUUAUUCGGAGUGAGCAUGUGCACAACCGAAAUGACCGAAGGCUACAGCAUGUCCCCAUCAACGGCUUCCUCAAGUGGCACUAAUCCUGGGUGUAUUGGGUCACCAAUAAGCAGAAUAACACCCUUGAGAACUUCACCAGGAAGAGCGCGAGAGCCCCGCGAUGAUCUUGAUGACGAUGACGAAAUAUCAGUUGGUUGUCCAAGCCCCAUGCCUCUGGUUGUAUCUGCGGGGACUCCGAUAAAAGAUGAGCAGAAUGAACGGUUGACACCUGUCUUGUCUGAAGAACCAAAAUAUUGUGAAAGAUUGUCAUCACCAAGGAGUUACGCCGACGACGAUGAAAGGUACUUGAAGAAGGAAGACGAUUAUAAUAAUACCAGUGUUACCACCUCACUCACCAGAAGGAUUUCGUCCUCAUCCAGGCGGACCAGUUUUAAAGAAGAAGAGGACGGUGAUAAUAACGGCGAGAGAUCGGAAAGUGCUCCGACCGAUGACUAUUUUAAGCCGCUAAAAAAACUCAAAAUGGUUCAGCCUGUUCAACCCUCCGAUGACGAGGAUGAUCGGGACACCAAUGAACACGGUGUCAAAUCCUUCAGUAUUAUUGACAUACUCUCUCAUCGGCCAAAAGCUAAAAUUGUAAGGCCUUGGGACUCUACUGAAUCCUCAAAUAAUCAUCACAGACACCAACAGCUCCAAGAACAGCAGCAGCAGCAGCAACAACAACAACAACAACAACAACAACAACAACAACAACAACAACACCAACAACAACAACAAUCGCUUCAACAUCUUCAUCACCAUCCUCAUCACCAUGCGUUGGCCCAUUCUUCCCCGCGAGAUUUAUCGCUGAUGACCAUGUCCCUGGCUUCCAUGUCGAGUUCGAUGAGCGAACCACCUCUCAGCAGUUCAUCCUCUUCGGGGAGAAGUUCUGUUUCGGAUUCGGGGAGUCCUGAUCCACAUGCUCACCAUCAUCUGCACCAUCACCAUCACCAGCAUCACUCGUCGAUACACCACGGGUUACAUCAUCCGGGGAUUCACCAUCCUGGAAUCCAGCAUCAGCUCAAGAGAAAGUCCAGCCAUCAGCACCAACAGCAGGCCAGUCAGAGCAGUCAUCACGGGAAAAGAAAUACUGGGCAGGGUAGCCCUUUGGAUGCUCUCUUUCAAAUGACCAGCAAAACUUUUGAUGCUGGCGAACACAGUCAAGGUAAGAACAAUACUGUUUUGUCUUAUACUAUCAACAUCAACAACUGUACAAACUAUCAUUCUACAUAA
Messenger RNA from Cotesia congregata, 1311 nucleotides. NCBI's taxonomy places the organism in Eukaryota, Metazoa, Arthropoda, Insecta, Hymenoptera, Braconidae. The record is from the annotation of a GenBank genome assembly.